AUGGGGUAUUAUCUCGGUGGAGCUCUUCGGGUCACCCGGGAGCGGAAUAUACUGAGUGAUGUCCCCUGGGUUGUUAUUGGGAGACAAAAAGAUCAGACGCGAUGGAAGAUAGUGAGACCAAGAAGGCCAACUAAUGAGCCCGAGGAUGAAUUACCGAGAGGAGAUGGAAAUUAUGCCAUGGCAAGGGCGUUAAAUAGGAUGACAAAGUUCCUCCAAGAGAAUUUUCGACCACCACAAGGAGAUCAGUAUAGAGCGGUGCAGGCCGGGUGCACCUAUGAGCGCUUCCUAGUGCAUAGGACCCCUGCCUUUACUGGUGAAGAGGAUCCACUACGGGCUAGAAGGUGGAUUGAAGAUCUUGAAAGGACAUUUGAAGUCUGUGGUUGCACAGAGGCUCAAAUGGUGUUGUAUGGGUGUUACUUGCUGCAAGGCAAAGCCGCAAACUGGUGGCAGACUAAGCGACAACUCCUAGAGAUGGAGUUGGGGUCUUUUGCAGCUGUGUCUUGGCAGCGUUUCAAGAAAGAGUUUGAUGAUCGUUUCUUCCCUAUUUCUGCGAGACGGCAGAAGGCACUAGAAUUCAACAGCUUGGAGGGCCUGCGACAUGAGAUACGCAGACAAGUAGCCUAUCAUCAGAUUGUGGAUUUUCAGAGGUUGGUGGAUUUGGCCAUUAUUGCAGAGCAAGAAAAUAAUUUUGCAGUAGGUUCCCCUCCUGGUCACAAGAGGCGGAGUUUUGUUGGUGAGGGGAGUAGUUCUGGAUUGCCGCACAAGUUUGUACAGAGGACUGGGGCCCGUUCGCAGACAAGCUCUGGUGUUCGUGCAGGAGGUCGAGCUCCAGUUUGUAGUAGGUGUAAUAGAGCCCAUGAGGGCGACUGCAGUUAG
Molecule: messenger RNA, 876 nt
Organism: Juglans regia (Persian walnut)
Lineage: Eukaryota; Viridiplantae; Streptophyta; Magnoliopsida; Fagales; Juglandaceae
Exons: 3
Coding region: 1-876 (291 amino acids)
Source: RefSeq, a predicted model, not a curated record